Molecule: messenger RNA, 1781 nt
Organism: Tribolium castaneum (red flour beetle)
Lineage: Eukaryota; Metazoa; Arthropoda; Insecta; Coleoptera; Tenebrionidae
Product: tektin-3
Exons: 8
Coding region: 291-1739 (482 amino acids)
Biological process (GO): cilium assembly; cilium movement involved in cell motility
Cellular component (GO): microtubule cytoskeleton; nucleus
Source: RefSeq, a predicted model, not a curated record
CUUUAUAUUAAAUGACAGUUAACAAGAAAAUGGCCGCGUUAGGUGUUUUUUGAAAUUUCUGUUUUCUAUUUGCAAAAGACUAAAAUCCUGUAUUUCUUCAAUAAUGACACCUGCAUGAGCACCGGGUGGAUAAAAAUCGUAUAAGACACUCCUUCAACCCGCUGAGGAAGACUUCCAAGUCAAAUCUCUGAUGAAGCUGUACAGACUACCCAAAAAUCCUCCAAGUCCCAAUAGCCCGUCAGAUAUGAGUUCAACUUCAACCAUGGAGUACCGUGGGGGCCGAUCCUUGCAUGGAGCAGGUCGGGGGGCCGCCAGUGCCGGUCCGCAUUGGUCAGUACUACCAAACUCCAAGGCCCCACCCUUGGAGGCCCACGCUGGGUUACGAAAACGUGGAAGUGACCCCAUUGCCGAGUCAACCGGUCACAAAUGCGCUCAUCGAUCCCUGUUAUACUCCGCAUGGGAUGGCCACCGAGCCGUUGAAAUUUCCGAAUUUGGUGACCGGUUUUGAGCGAAAUCCGGCCCAUGCAGCUAGGGCUGCCCUUUAUACGAGAUAUACGCCCAUUGAGUGGACGCAUAAUAAUUUGCGGAAUUAUGGCGAGUCGGAUACGAAUCGGAAUUAUUCGGAGCGGCUCAGGGGCGAAUUUAUUCGGGUCAUGAGAGAAACUGAUGAAAAAACGGCGCAAGGUCAGCGCGAGGUGGGCCGAAGACUUGGUGAAAGAAUCACCGAUUUGACGUUUUGGCGGAAUGAGGCCCGCACUGAGCUCGAGAGACUUUUGACUGAGAGUGAUUUGCUGCAAGAAGCUCGCAGGUCUUUAGAGAAGGCUAUUUCGGACAUUGAGGGGCCCCUCCAUAUCGCUCAGGAGUGCCUCUACCAAAGAGAAAACCGCCAGGGAAUUGAUCUAGUCCACGAUAAUGCCGAACACUCCCUUCUAAAAGAAAUCGAAAUUUAUCGAAACUCUCAGGAACAACUCAAAUGUCUCUACGAACGCAUCAAGGACCAGCUCAGAAAUAACAGAGCGGCUCAGCACGAACUCGAAACUGACGUUCGGAGCAAAGAAGGGGCUCUUGGAAUUGACAACAUGUGCCACCAACUCAAUAAUUUCUCCAAAGGAAUCAACUACUACGGAGGGAUAGAAAAAUACGACCCUACGGUUUCAACGGUUCAAACGUGGGCCGAAAACAGCAACCGAAUCGUUCAAAGAUCACAAUCAGAAAGAGGCAAAUCGGCUCAGUUACGUUCCGAUAUUGAAAAUUUAAUAAACACAGUUGCUACUCAAAUUUGGGAUGCUUGGAGUAAUACGAAUAAUGCGUUAGCAAGACGGGCAGCAGAAACAUUAGAAGCCAAAAGUAAACUCCAAAUGCAUUUGCAUAAAAUCCAACAGGAAAUUUUCGAUGUUGAGAAAAAUAUCGAAUUGAUCAAGAAGGCAAUUAUGGAUAAGAGCAAUCCAAUGAAAGUGGCACACACAAGACUUGAAGCGAGAACUCAUCGGAAAAACGUCGAGUUGUGCAGAGAUACGGCCCAAGACAGACUUGUGCGAGAAGUGGUUGAUAUUCAAGACAGCAUUGAAUAUCUCCACAGAAAGCUCCAAGAAGCGGAAGCUCAGCAUCAACAACUGCUCAAAACUCGAUCAAAUCUCGAGUCAGAUUUGCACAAUAAAGUCAAUUCGUUGUUUAUUGAUCGAGAAAAAUGCAUGGGGAUGAGAAGGUCAUUCCCUAUCACUGCCACCAUCAAAUACUAACACAUUCAGUCCAAAAAUAAAUCGUGCACUAACAAAUUUUUA